This is a messenger RNA of Aspergillus aculeatus ATCC 16872, 423 nucleotides long. RefSeq lists its product as uncharacterized. Lineage: Eukaryota; Fungi; Ascomycota; Eurotiomycetes; Eurotiales; Aspergillaceae. The record is from RefSeq and is a predicted model, not a curated record. The transcript has a single exon. Bases 1 to 423 code for a protein of 140 amino acids.
AUGGAUCAGCAACAACUCCCCCUCUCGCCGCCUUCUGAGCCGACACCGUCGCCUGCAGCCAAGUUGGUCCCGCUCGACUCGCCGCUUCGCACGACUCCCAUCCACGAACUUCUCUCGAGCAUCCGUGUGCCCGGCCCACCUCUAGAGCCACACCAGUAUAAUCCAGUCACCUGUGAGCCAAUCGACGUGGAUGAAGUGGUGCGCGCGCAGCUCGAGCAACUACGCCAAGAGUUCCCCUCGCCCGAAGCGGCACUGAAAGAACAAGAGCAGGUCGCAAGGGAGAUCAAGCAGAAGAUGGAAGAGGCCGAGAAGAAGCGCGAAGAGGUUCAGAAAGCGAUGGACAAGAAAAUCAAGGAGCGAAACACGGAGAUGAAGGUCCUCUCGAAAUAUCAGAAGGUCAAGGCCUCGGAUAUCCCGUCCUGA